Gigantopelta aegis is the source of this 2393-nucleotide messenger RNA. RefSeq names its product sodium- and chloride-dependent glycine transporter 1-like. The transcript is spliced from 14 exons. NCBI's taxonomy places the organism in Eukaryota, Metazoa, Mollusca, Gastropoda, Neomphalida, Peltospiridae. The coding region runs from base 494 to 2353 and encodes 619 amino acids. Gene Ontology annotation, biological process: sodium ion transmembrane transport. Gene Ontology annotation, cellular component: membrane. The record is from RefSeq and is a predicted model, not a curated record.
GGGGAAUUGUGCUGUUAUCGUAUUUGGAGAUUUGAGUUGCUGUUAUUUAUUUAUUGACUUAUACAUUUUCGUUUCCUCAAGCAGAUUUAUACUAAUUUCAGUGACUAAGGUCAUACGUGCGGUGUCACGGCCAGUAAACAAACACUGACAAGUGACCUAAAAAAAAAAAAAGAAGGACGGCGAUAACUAACCACAUGUAAUGUAUUUUCGUGAUCCUUCUGUUGUCGUGUUAUCAGGUUUUGGGGCAGAUUGUAGGCAGCAGGUGUGUGUCGGACUCAGGUCAAGCACACCGCGUUUGACCAUCAGCAACUGUUCGUUAGAAGCCACGUUUUUAUUCUGGGUUAGGUUCCCAGUAGUACAGAGACGUUCAUUCCGAACAGAGGUAUCCAUGCAGUGUGUACCGCAAUGCAAGACUGAAUGAAAUGGACUUUGACCACCUGGUUUAUACCGUGACGCAACAUUAGCAUGCCACUCGUUCACUAGAACCAUUCAGAUGGACCCUUCAACCAACGAAGAAACCACCUCGUUUGUAAAUGGUGGACUCGUGGAGGCCAGAAACCACGCCAAACGAAAGAAACCACCCCGACAGACGUGGGACCGAAACCUUGAUUUCAUCCUCUCGCUGAUUGGUUACGCAGUGGGUGUGGGCAACCUGUGGCGGUUCCCCUACUUGUGUAUGCGGAAUGGAGGAGGAGCCUUCUUAAUUCCUUUCUUCACGUUUCUGUUGCUGUGUGGGAUCCCGCUGUUCUACCUGGAAGUAUGUCUCGGCCAGUUCUCCGGCACCAGCUCCAUGUUUGUGUGGAAGCUCUGUCCACUGUUUAAAGGUGUUGGGUAUGGAAUGGUCAUAGUGUCGGGUAUGGCGUGUAUUUACUACAAUGCCGUCCUCACGUGGGUCAUCUACUACCUGGUCAACUCGUUCUCCCCCGUCCUGCCAUGGUCUACGUGCGGCAACUGGUGGAACACCGACACAUGUAUACAACCUCUUGUUGCCGCCGACACCAAUCUGACGAGGAGCGAGUACAACACAACGUACUUCAAUGCUACUCACCUCAACAUGGUGGACGGGAAAAGUUCUGCAGAAGAAUUUUGGCAAUACAAUGUUCUGCGGAAGUCAUCAGGUAUCAGUGACAUCGGCUCCCUUCAACUCCAUGGAUCUCUGUGUCUACUAGCAGCCUGGGUUCUCGUGGUCCUCUGUCUCUUCAAAGGGGUCAAGUCGCUAGGCAAGGUUGUAUAUGUGACAGUGCUACUGCCGUACCUGCUACUAACUAUAUUUCUGGUGCAAGGAGCAAUGCUGCCGGGGUCAAUGGAUGGGGUUAUAUACUACAUCAAGCCAGAUUUCUCAAGGCUAAAAGAUUUCAAUGUGUGGAUUGAAGCCUGUCUGCAGGUGUUUUACUCACUUGGGCCGGCCUGGGGUGGAGUUAUCACCAUGGCAAGCUUCAACAAGUUUCACAAUAACUGUUUCAGGGAUGCAGUGAUUGUCACCUUAGCAGACGGACUAACAAGUUUUUACGCUGGAUUCGUUGUCUUCUGUGUUGUAGGUUUCAUGGCUAAGGAAGCCAACAUUCCCAUAGAAAAGAUGGCAUUACAAGGACCCGGUUUAGCACUUGUAGCCUACCCAGAAGCCAUAUCGAAGAUGCCAAUUCCUCAACUGUGGGCAGUGUUGUUCUUCCUUAUGUUGUUGACUCUUGGUCUUGAUAGUCAGUUUGGCAUGUUUGAAACCUUGGUAAGUGGAAUGCUGGAAGCUUUCCCAAACAAACUCGGCAAUAAGAGGCUGCUCGUGACGUCAGCACUGGCUCUAGGAUCCUACUUCAUAGCCCUGCCAGUUGUAACAAACGGUGGUAUAUAUGUCUUCCAACUACUGGAUUGGUUUGUUGCUGCAUUUUGUGUGUUAGUGACAUCAUUUCUCGAGUGCCUUAUCAUUGGAUAUCUUUACGGAAUUGAUCGAUUCAGCUCCGACAUAGAAAUGAUGCUGGGCAAGCCUCCGUCCAUUUUUAUUAAAAUCUGCUGGUGCUUCAUCACCCCUGUCAUGAUGUUGGUGGCUUUUAUCUUCACAGUUGUGACGUACACAUUGCCCACUCUCGAUGGUUAUGUUUACCCACAAUUCUGCCACUAUAUCGGAGUGUUCAUAGCUCUCAUUCCCACGAUACCAAUUCCAAUCGUCAUGGUUAUGGAACUUGUGAAAGCAAAAGGAACUUUCAAACAGAGACUGAUAAAAUCAAUAACUCCUGCACCUGACUGGGGUCCGUCCAAGGUGGAAUAUCAAGAGAAAUAUUGUGAGCAAAAUAAGUCCAGAAUGUUCAGACCAAUUGACAAUAUUCUAACCAUCUGUAACAAACAUGUUUCUGUGCCAUGACUUCUGUAUUUGAAACUGUAAAUAAACUACGUGGAUUUGU